Messenger RNA from Tilletiaria anomala UBC 951, 1774 nucleotides. Its product is annotated as putative QCR2-40 kDa ubiquinol cytochrome-c reductase core protein 2. Gene Ontology annotation, molecular function: metal ion binding. Gene Ontology annotation, cellular component: mitochondrion. Lineage: Eukaryota; Fungi; Basidiomycota; Exobasidiomycetes; Georgefischeriales; Tilletiariaceae. The record is from RefSeq and is a predicted model, not a curated record. The transcript is spliced from 2 exons. The coding region runs from base 94 to 1488 and encodes 464 amino acids.
CCUCAUAGCACGCUUGUUGGCUACUUGAGGCUCUGCCACUCCACCUUAUCCCUUUCAAGUGCCGCAGACAGCCGAGGGAGAAAGCAAAAGACCAUGUCGCUGGCACGUUCAGUGUUGACGCCUGCCUCGUCGCGCGGCCUCGUCGCCGCCGUUGCGCGGUUAGCAGGAGCCAGCGUCAGCAGUAGCAGCAGUAGCGUUGGUGGCAUUGCUGCACGGAGAAGCUUCACCACCACCUCGGCCGAUUCGAUCAAGGUUGCCGCCGCUGAUGAUGGCAGCGCAACGACGACCAUCACUGUCGCCAUCAAGGCCGGACCCAGGUACGAGUCGUCGCCCGGUGUCGCACAUGCCCUCAAGAACUUCUUCUUCAAAGCCAACCACAAGCGCUCGGCAUUGGCCCUGAUCAGAGAAGCAGAGCUCUAUGGAGGCUUCUUCUCCUCCAGCACAACCAAAGAGCACAUCCUGCUCACCGCAGACUUUUUGCGAGGAGACGAGGACUUCUUCGUCGAGGUCCUCGGUGACGCCGUCUCGCAGGCCAAGUUCGCUAGGCACGAAUACAGCGAGUCUGUUGUCCCAUUGAUCCAGAGCGACGCCGAGUUCGCCGCUGCCAACCCGCUGGUCAGCGGCUUUGACCAGCUCACCUCGACUGCUUACCGGAACAGGGGCCUCGGCGCGUCGCUCUUCGCCUCUCACUCGUCGCCGAUCUCGUACAGCGAUGUGCAGCAUUACGCCAAGUCCGUGCUGGCCAAGAACAACCUCGCCGUUCUCGGCUCGGGCAUCGAGAGCGAAAAGCUCGCCAAGCUUGUCCAGCAGCACUUUGCCCCGCUGUCCCCCAGCGCAUCCAGUGCCUCGACCACAAAGACCCCUAGCACCUACUACGGCGGUGAGCACCGCGUGCAGUAUGCUCCCGCGCACCACGACUCGUCCGCACGCGCCUCGUUCGGCCACGUUUUCCUUGCAUUCGAGGGAGCCGCGAACGGCGCCUCGCCCGAGCUUGCCGUCCUGCGCUCCCUGCUCGGCGGUGAGAGCUCUGUCAAGUGGUCGAAGGGCCAGUCUCCGCUCUCGGCCAUCUCUGCACAAGCACCCGGCGCUACUGUCUCAGCGUUCAAUCUUGGCUUCUCCGACGCUGGCCUAUUCGGCAUCCACGUUUCCGCACCGCACGAGCGCAUCGCCGCUGUCGCCAAGUCGGCCAUGAACGCCCUCAAGGAGAUCGCCAGCCAGUCCAAAGUGGACGACAUCAAGCGUGCCGUCGCCAAGGCCAAGUUCGAGGCGGCUGCUACGCUCGAGGGCCGCGCGGCGAGCCACGAGGCUGUUAGCAGCCAGUUGCUCGAGUCCGGCAGUGUCUCGACUCUUGACAGCGUGUUCAGCGCGCUCGACAAAGUCGACGCGUCCGCUCUGUCCAAGGCGGCCGAGAAGCUGCUCAAGAGCAAGCCGACGACCGUCGUGGUUGGCGACGUGCACAAGCUGCCGUACGCUGAUGAGUGCUUGUGAAAAGAGGGAGCGAGAGGGAAGAAGGUUGAUUGCGCAGCGACCUGCUCUCAAAGGGUGGGUUGUGAAGCAAAAGCGGAUGCACACGCGGAAUGGAUGAAAGGAUGAUGUACAUAGACACACAACCAACGAUUCUCCGUCCACCUCCGGUUUGAUGUGAGAAGCGCUAGCCAAGGUAGGGGCAAGGACAGCCUGAGGCCCUUGGGUAGUGUUUCAAUCUCUUUGAGGGACAAGCAGUUGACAGGAGCCGACAACAUAGCAGUCCCUGCAAGUCAAUGCAUUUGUAGAG